AUGAAGCCAUCAAUAGUUAUUGUUUAUGUUAUCGCUCUAGCGAUCGUCGUCGGAAGCGAGAUUCGAAUCCGCGGCAAAGUAAGAAAACGAAACAACGUACACAGAAGGCAUAGAGCUAUUCUACCGCCAUGCAAUUUCAAUGAAAGCCUUAUUGAGGACGAAUGGGCUUUGAUGGAAGCGAUAGGGAAGUCAAAGUUUAUUUUUACGGGUAAAGUUUUGACGGUUAAGAAGUUUAGAUCGAUGCAUGAGAUUCGGGUAAAGAGGUCGAAUUUGUAUAGGGUUUAUAUGCGACGGGUUUUGAAAGGUGACGAGAGUGAAUUAAAGAUGUUCGUCAAACAGGAAGGACUAAAUGUGGACUCUAUAAGUGGUUCGACUGUGAUGGUGGAGCGUCCGCACGCACGCGAUUCCUGUACGCCAUCUCCGCGUCCACGACUGUCUGCUAUCUUUUUGAGCGACGGAUUACUUGCUGAUACUAAGAGAGGAGCCAUACAGCAUCUCCGUCUUCUUACUGAUCCCGUUCCACUGACGCUCUAUCAUUUAGAUAGAAUUAACGCUGCUGUCAAAGGUAAGGUUCUAUUUAUG
Molecule: messenger RNA, 582 nt
Organism: Brenthis ino (lesser marbled fritillary)
Lineage: Eukaryota; Metazoa; Arthropoda; Insecta; Lepidoptera; Nymphalidae
Source: the annotation of a GenBank genome assembly